AUGCGGCUCUCCAGACCAUCCCACAUCGAGUACUGCAGGGUGACCGCGGUGCGAAGUCAGAAGGGCACUGGCGAGCGCCUACAUGUAGUUCGCAGCUGCUCUUUGGCCGGGGAUGUCGAGAAACUGCAGUCACAAUCUGCGGAAUCGGCAUCCGUCUUUGUGCUUCCAGGUGCUUUGCAGCCGCGGGAAUGGCUCGGCUUUGGAGGGAGCUUCACGGAAGCUGCAGCAGAAACUUUUCGGCGGAUGAGUGCACCAAAGCAGUCGCAGAUCAUCCAUGCAUAUUUCGAUACUCGAAGCGGCCUCGGCUACUCCUUGGGUCGUGUUCCCAUCGGGUCUUGCGACUUCAGCCUUGAGCACUGGACUUGCGGAGAUAUUUCAGAGUCCCUACAAGAUCUACAAGGUUUCAGUCUCGCGCGGUAUGAAGUGGCCAUCCUGCCGAUGAUCAGAGCUGCAAUGCAGCUGGGGCCAAUAUCACUCCUUGCGAGCCCUUGGAGCCCCCCUGCAUGGAUGAAGAGCAAUGGCAGGUAUAACUUUGGAGGUAAGCUUUUGCCUCAGUAUCGCGGCUCCUGGUCUCAACACUUUGUGCGGUUUGCACGAGAGAUGGCCUCGCGUGGCGUUCCGCUUUGGGGCGUUUCUGUCCAGAAUGAGCCGGAGGCUGCCACUCCCUGGGAAUCCUGUCAGUGGACAGGCGAUGAAGAGGCAUCUUUCAUCCGCGACUUUCUGGGCCCUGCGGUGCGGCAAGCAGAGCUUGACCUAAAGAUCGUUGCGUGGGAUCACAACAGAGAUGGAAUGUUGCAGCGUGCAGCAUGCAUUUACAGCGAUCCAGAUGUCUCCGAGUACGUCUGGGGAAUUGGCUAUCACUGGUAUGGGGACCCACGCUUCGAGUGGUGGCCGGGACGUGCAGAGGUGAACUUCGAGGAUGCACUGCGGGUCCUCGCCGCAGAGAGGAAGCUUCCGGUGCCGGUGAUGAAGGUCUUGGCGGGCUCGAAGCACCUGGAAGGCGCUAUGCACUUUCCGGAGCUUCGUGGCCGGCUUUGCCUGGACAGCAUUCGGCAGACAGCAGAGCUGAGGCCCGACAAGCAUCUGCUCUUCACGGAGGGCUGCCAAGAGCUUGGGGGGAGAAGCUUAAGCUCCAUGCUGGAAAGUUGGAAAACGGGGGAGCGCUAUGGCAUGAACAUCAUUGCGGACCUCAACUCCGGUUGCGAGGGCUGGAUCGACUGGAAUCUGUGCUUGGACGAGCUGGGCGGCCCCAACCACGCGGGGAACUUCUGCCUCGCUCCCAUCAUCUGUGAUACGCGAACAGACGAAGUCCUGCUGCAGCCUGCGUACUGGUUUCUGGGCCACUUUGCCAGGUACAUUCGGCCUGGGGCUCGACGCGUGCUUUGCAGCUCGAGCCGAGAUCUCCUGGAAUGCACAGCAUGGCGCAAUUUGGAUGACACCCUUUCGAUUGUGGUGAUGAAUCAGUCGGAGAGCAGCCUGGAGUUCACGCUGAGGAUUGCUGGCUCGGGUGCCAUCAUGACAGAGGACGUCGCUUCUGCGGCCAUACCACCCCCCAGCGGAGUUGCGCUUGUGCCCUGA
This is a messenger RNA of Symbiodinium necroappetens, 1578 nucleotides long. NCBI's taxonomy places the organism in Eukaryota, Dinophyceae, Suessiales, Symbiodiniaceae. The record is from the annotation of a GenBank genome assembly.